This is a messenger RNA of Phytophthora sojae, 774 nucleotides long. RefSeq lists its product as hypothetical. Bases 88 to 618 code for a protein of 176 amino acids. The record is from RefSeq and is a predicted model, not a curated record. NCBI's taxonomy places the organism in Eukaryota, Oomycota, Peronosporomycetes, Peronosporales, Peronosporaceae. The transcript has a single exon. Gene Ontology annotation, cellular component: membrane.
UCCGCAGCAAGACCAACACUCUCCAAGCCAAUCCAAGUCACAGCUCUACUGUUCACAAUGCCGAUCGGCGCCACGUCCCCGACCAACAUGGCGUACCUGCGCCUGGGCCUGCGCGGCCUGCAGUUCGUGUGCAGCCUGCUGGCCAUGUCGUUCGCGGCCGCGGGCUUCUACGGCGGCAACGCGACCCACUCGAGCACGUUCGUGCUGCUCAUGGGCUACACGGGCAUGCUCUACACGCUGUGGUACGUGGUGGCCGUCGAGGUGUUCCACGUCGCCAACCGCCCGGCGCUGCGCCUGGAGCAGGCCACGGACGCCGCGCUGGCGCUGGCGCUGCUGGUGGCCGGCAUCUGCCUGGCCGCCUCGGACUACACGAGCAACUGCGGCUACGGCUGGCACUGCCACAACCUCAAGGCGGCCACGGCCUUCGACUUCAUCGCUAUGUUCCUGUUCCUCGUGUCGCUCGGCCUCACGUUCGUGGCCGCCACGGGCUCGUCGCAGGGCCUGGCCGGAGAGGUGCAGGUCGAGGAGCCCGUGCCCUACCACCAGAACGUCACGCCCACGUCGGGCGCGCUCUCGCCCAUCGGCACCCACGGCGACGGACCCGCCGCCAAGGUGUAAGCCGCCAGCAGCAUGACGUUAUUCUUCUUCAUCAUCUGCCUGCAAGGGGGAGGGCGAGGGUGACGCCCCUCCAGCCGUGUGUAUUCGGAGACGCAGCCUUCACUGCCGUACCCAAGUUUCUAGUGAAUGCAAUUCCAAGUUAGUAUUACUUUGCUC